GGUCAAUCCUAACAAACAUCCGAGACCUACCUACGGUUAGCUACACCGACGGAUCUUUUAAUUGCUUUUACCAAAUCCUAGCCAAAAUAGCCAGUAAACCAGGGAAGUGGAGAUGGCCGGCGACGAGCUUGUGGCGGCGGAGCCCGCGGAGUGUAGCAGGUGGGUGCUGAUGUGUCUACUGGCCGUCGUCGGUUCGACUCUUUUCGUCGUCGGCACCGGCAUGUUUGCCUACGUCGAGCAUGUUGAGCAGCUUCCCGACCUCAGCUGGUUUCCGUCGCCUCACGUCGCGUUCUUCAUCUCCGGAACUCACGCGUAUAAAGCGGUCGCCUGCACCACACGAGGCGCCGCAGCUCGCCGGGCCGUCGACCGCCUCCACUAUGACCGUCGGCCGCUGCAGGGACAUUGGCUGCAGCGGAGCGCUCGAGCUUCGCACAACCCCGGCCUCCUCCAUGCAGUUCCCAAUCAUCACUGACGCCUCCAGUUGCAAUUGUGAUGACGAUGAAUGACAGGGAUGUUGCUGCGACAUGCGUUGGCAACGGCGGGCGGCGUUUCCGCAUCAUCAUCACCAUUGCAAUUUUUACGCAACAUCACCUGUGUUGCAAAAGUUUGUUCCACAACAUCAUCUAUGUUGUAAAAAGA
This is a messenger RNA of Triticum aestivum (bread wheat), 639 nucleotides long. RefSeq lists its product as uncharacterized. Bases 113 to 472 code for a protein of 119 amino acids. The record is from RefSeq and is a predicted model, not a curated record. The transcript has 2 exons. NCBI's taxonomy places the organism in Eukaryota, Viridiplantae, Streptophyta, Magnoliopsida, Poales, Poaceae.